UUUGAAAUAAUUUAACAAGGUCAAAUUUUUGUCACAGAAAUCUGUUAUUUGAACAGGGGUAAUGACGUAAAGUGUUAGGGUGGCUUACAAAAAUAUUAAAUGUACUUUUUAGAAAUGGAAUGUGUCUCGCUUUUGAUUAUCAUUGAGGGCUACUACAGAAAAUGUUUAAUAUUACUCAUGAUGAUGGUACUUGGAACUUGUGAAUCCCUGCGGUGGUGCAUUUUGGGUUUAUCAUUGGAGGAAUUAAGGAAAAUAUCCUUAACUUUUUGUCAAUCAGAAAGUACAUGUAUUUUAUAGAUUCACUCGUUUGAAUUGACACAAAUAAAGUUUCCCACAAUAUUCAGAUUUAUCGAGAUGCACAUCUAAAAACACCAGCAUUGCUUAUCAUUGAGGAAAAAAAAAACACAUGCGAUUUGGUUAAUGAAAAUUCUACCGUGACGUCAUGCGCUGCAAGCGCAGACUCGGGCAGCCGCAUCUCACGCUUACCCCGGUGACGUCAUCGGUCGCCGAACGAGAAAAGGUCUGCGGGGGGCACGUUUCCCACUCGCCUGUGACGUCACCUUUUGUCGCUUCGCCACCGGGGGCUUUGUUAAAAGGAGAUAAAAGAAAAUGUAUGGUCAGGUGGAGAGGACGUGUCUGUUAGAAGUGCGCUAUGUCUGGGUCUGUGUAUUUGGUGUUUCUGCGGAUCACUUAAACGUGAAUCGGACCCUUUUCUUCUUCUUCUUUUACUUCUUUUAUUGGACCGAUGUAGGGGUGGGCAACAAUGGAGGAGCUCAUUAAACCGGAAGCCAUCGUGGAAGCCGUGAAGGCGCGCGUCAGCCAGAUCUCCGCCCCUCAGAGAGCCCUACUAGUGGCCGGCACGCCCGACUCCGAAACCAAGGCCAUCCUGGUGGACACCAUCACUGAGGUGAUCCAAAAGAUUACGUCAGACGUGGUAAAGCACCUGCAGCCGGUCUUCAUCGAGCACCUGCGGGGUCACGCUUCCCAGGCGCAGGUCAACAUGGCGAUUGACAGGUGCAGCCCCAGGCUCAGCGAAUGCAUCACGGAGACCUUCUCGGCUGCAUUGGACAGUCCGCCGCAGAAGUGCGAGGGUGUUAUGGAGCUCACCUCUCUCAUGGAGUCCGAAGUCAAGCACCGGGUCAACUCUGCCUUGUCGGUGGCCAAAAGCACAACCGAAUGGCCCUCGGAGCCCACCCUCCUCAUCCGAGGCACCAUGUCCAGUGUGGCCAACCUGGCCUCAAUCUUCCGCAAGGCCGUGGAAUACUUCCGGCACGUGUUCGCGCGGGCUCGAACCCCACGCCAGUUGCUAUGCGGGAGCUCCGACAUGAAGGUAAACGAGAUGACAGACUCCGUGAGGCGGAUCCUUCUCAAGUGGUCCAACCCGAAGGAGGCGAAGGCGCCCGAUGUGGUGGACCCGGUCACGUUGGAGGACGCGCACUUAGCGGCGGUCGAUAUCACCAGAACCAUCACUCAGGACACUUACGGCGGUUCCGGGGAUGCGUGCGUGCGCGGCGAGGCCCGCAUCACACGCUUCAACCUAAACUGGAAGCUGAUUUUAAAGAAAGUGAAGAACUUCUUCAAGACCCUUGAGAGGCAAUCCGGGGUCGCCGGCAAGAGAAUGCAGCGCCUCCGUUUCUUCCGCUUCGCUCGCAUGCAAUUCGCGCGCAUGCUCGGAUCACUCAAGAGCUCCUUCAAGAACCGGGACGCGUGCCUGGUGUCGCUCACGCCGGAUCGCCGGUCCCGGACCGACGACAGCAGCAGCCCGACCGUCGUGGGCAGCGACGGCCCCAAGUUGCCGGAGCUCCGGCCAGCCUACCGGACGAGCACGCUGGCUGUCCGGCAGUCCCAGCACCCGGUCUUCGACUUCGACUCCAUCCAGGAGAGCGUAGAUAAAUUAUACAACGAAUUCAGCCAGAUGGAUGUUCCGGACCGGGCCGGGAAAGUCAAGCGUUACAUCGACGAGAAGAUCGGGAGCUUCUCCGAGGGCCUCACGUCCCAGUUGUAUGCCUACGUCAUGUCUUGUCAGAAUGACGUGUACGAGGUGCCUUCUAGCCGCCCGAGGACACCCUUAAUGGACACGGUCCUCUGGGGCCGACGGGGGAAGAUCCACUGGGAUGGCCAGAUCUUCUCUCCGGAGGUGCUGUACGCCAUGACCGAGGAUGCCGUGUGGAGGUUCCUGCAGCAGCUCUUCCUCUGGCUGGAGAUGGAACCCGCCAACGAGGAGACAUAUGCGGACGAGGUGUCCGGCGCUCUCACGGACAUCAACCAGCUGGUGGAGAAAGCCAUGACCCCGCAAACCACCGCCAGUGAAGAACUCCCCCCAGAGGAACAGGUGGUCCCCAAACUGGAUUUGGAACAGUCCUCGGAGGCCUCCGCGUCGACGCUGCGCACCACUACCCCGGAGGUCCGAACCCGCACACCGAAACUGCGCACUACCACUCCUGACUUGCGCACUGGCACCACGCCGGACUUGCGCAGCGGCACCACGCCAGACGUGGGCACCACCAGCGAUGAGGUGCUGUCCGAGCCGGAGUCCGACAAUAUCCCGGCGUUGCAGGAGAAGCUGACGCGCCUUCUGGUGUACACGCUGGUCACCCAGCUGGACCAGAGGCUGCAGCGCAAGCGCAAGACAGGUGUGCGCAUAGAUGCCCUCGUCCUCGUCAUCGAGCGGCUCCUCUACCGGGCCCUGGAGGAGAUCAGCCCCCGCCACAUCGAGGACAUCCGGACCUUGGCCAGCAUGGACCAGGUGGUCACGCCAGUGGUGAAGGACCUCAUGGUCGAGUUCGGCACCCCGCACAGGCUGGUGGAGGCCGUAUUUUCGGACGACCCCAUGUUUGACGACGCCGUCUUCAGGCACCUCAAGAUCCAUAUCAGCGCCCUCAAAGAUCCACCCAAGCGGGCUAACAUCUUCUCUAUUGUGAUCAAAGCUUUGACCAUGCUCCGCUUCAUGGGGAGCUCCAUUUGACGUCACUUCCAGAUGUGGAAGUCCAUACAGUAUAUGCUGCACCUGUCUGACAGGUUCAAAAGA
Hippocampus comes (tiger tail seahorse) is the source of this 3028-nucleotide messenger RNA. RefSeq lists its product as uncharacterized. Lineage: Eukaryota; Metazoa; Chordata; Actinopteri; Syngnathiformes; Syngnathidae. Bases 764 to 2965 code for a protein of 733 amino acids. The transcript is spliced from 2 exons. The record is from RefSeq and is a predicted model, not a curated record.